Molecule: messenger RNA, 1883 nt
Organism: Eurytemora carolleeae
Lineage: Eukaryota; Metazoa; Arthropoda; Copepoda; Calanoida; Temoridae
Product: zinc finger protein 8
Exons: 18
Coding region: 1-1752 (583 amino acids)
Biological process (GO): regulation of transcription by RNA polymerase II
Molecular function (GO): DNA-binding transcription factor activity; RNA polymerase II cis-regulatory region sequence-specific DNA binding
Source: RefSeq, a predicted model, not a curated record
AUGGAUGCAAAUGAGGAGAUGGAGGUAAAAACGAAUGAUUCUUUGGAAGAAGAAGAAAUGGAGACUGAAGAAAAUGGAGGAAAAGCAGAAAAUGAAAUUAUAAAUGAUAAUAAUUUUUCCAUUCAAUCAGUUUCAAACAAGGUUGAGGUUGGCUUUCUUGUCGAAAAUUCUCUUUCAGCAGUCGACACUUUGAUAAUUCAAGUCGAUCCUCCUGUAGGGUUGGGAGAGUUGGGAUACUCUGGAGACGACCAGAAGACGGUUUUGAAGAGAGAGACGAAACCCAAUAUUGUCGUCGACUGUCCUAGAAUCAGGACAAGGAUGUCUAGGGAGGUUCAGGACUAUAUAGUUCUAGUGGAGGACGGUUUUAAUGAGGAGCUGGAGCUGGAGGACGAAGACGGGAUGGAUGAGGAUGAGGAGGACGAGAAGAAAAAGUUUAAAUUAAGAGAUUUGAACGACGUGAAACAGUUUCUCCUCAAGAACUCACAGUUUCUAGUUCAGAGAUUACUACUUUAUAUAAAUAUUUUCGCUAGGUCCAAUAAAUGCCGGUAUGUUGUUGACAAAGAAAUUGAUAAAGAAAACUUUGAUUCCGAGAUUUUCAGAUGUCAGAGUUGUCAGAAGUUAACCAAUCAUCUGCUGCAGAAGUAUAUAAUCAAGGAGAUAGUUAACAAGCACGUUAGAGACGAAAUAAACGAACAUUACAAUUUGCAAGAUGUUGCUUCUUUUCCAGCAGUUGAUAGCCUGGUGAAACUAGAAGAGUACCAGGAAAACCAGAAUCAGCUGCUGCCGCUGGGGUUAGACCUUUCCGAUCACCAAGUCCAAGCAGCUGAUCUGAAAACAGCUGAUCUAAAAACAGCUGAUCUGAAAACAGCUGAUCUUCAAACAGCUGAUCUCCACACAGCUGAUCUCCAAACAACUAAUCUCCAAACAGCUGAUUUGGAAACUAGAAAUCCUCAAACCACAGGAGAGGAAAUCUACCAACUAAUCGAUCAAUCAAUUCCCAGCAAACCCAGAGCUAAAUCCAAGGAACGGAAAGAAAAAGUGGGAAAUACUAGAACCCGCAAAUCUAUUUCAGGACAAACCGUGCAUUUGUGUGAAUUUUGUGAAAAGCAAUUUAAAGUGAAAGGUGCCUUGAAAACUCACAUAAGAAGCAUGCACAGUGAAAUCAAGUCUUUCUUGUGUACAGAAUGUGGCGCGGCUUUUAAAAAUGCAAGUGCGCUCAUUGAUCAUAGAAACAGGGUUCAUCUUCAGCUAAGACCUCAUAUGUGCAGAUUCUGUACUAAACCUUAUUAUUCUAAGAAGGAUAUGAUAGAACACACAAGAACUCAUACAGGAGAGAAACCUUAUCAGUGUACUCAAUGCGGAAAAUGUUUUGGACGAGCAACUCACAUGAAGAGACACAUUGAGAGUGUUCACAAGAACCAAACCAUUUCAGGAUUGAAUUCUGGAAGACUUGAGGGCGAUGAGAUUCUGGUAAGAACAGGUCUGCCGAGUAAAAAAGCUAAAAAAUCCAAGAGUAAACCAGAGAAGGGGAUUUCAAUCUUGCAAGAAGUUCUUAGUUCAGAUAAUCAAAUCCAGGACUGUAAUAUAGACCCUCUGCCGAGUAGCAAUGAUGAAGUUGGAGGUUCAGCACCAAGCAGAGCUAUUUAUGCAAAACAGAGGGUUGAAUAUCUCCAAAGACAUCAGAUAUUGAUCAGCAGGCUGCAGGAUACUAUUUUACCAGAGAAACCUUCCCAUGGGAGUUUGGGUGACUAAGCCUCCGGAGUUGUGGAAAAAUGGAACUCACCAUUUUUUUCCAUUAAGCCAUCAAGCCAAGAUUUUUUUUAAGUGAUCAGCGUUCAUAUUAAUACAAUGAAGACAACUUUUAUUUAGGCUUUGAUUUCUAG